CCACACUCAACCUCACCGGUCCACGGCUUCCUCCUCAAGUUUAUCCUCCUCCUCUUCGCUUCGGACCUGUUGCUCGUCCCUCAUCUCCGCCCAUCAUGGACGGCGACGAGCUCAUUGCCUCGGUCUACCGCAAGAUCGAGCGGGAGAAGGCCCUCAUCGCCGCCGCCAGUAACAUGCGACAGUCGACCGACAACGUCCUAGUGCAACAGCGAGUCGACGCCAAUAUCCGCGAUGGCCGCAAAAACAUCGCCUACCUCGAGGAGAAGAUGCGAGAGUUGCAGCUUCGCCAAAUGGAACGGGAAGGUGGCGGUUCACCCCACGAUUCUCGUAACCAACAAGCCGGAGGGCCGCCGCCUCCUCCGAAGGACCAUCAGGGAUAUUAUGGUGGUGAAGGCGAUGCGCAAUAUCCUCAGGGCGGCGCGGGGUCGAUGCCCUCGGGCGCUCCGUUCUCUGACCCCCGCCCCUACGCCCCGAUCCCUAAGGCGCGGCCAAAUUACACAAAGCUCGAUCUAAUCAAAUAUGACACUCCGUAUCUCGGCCCGAAGAUCCAGCUCAUGCUGUCUCAACUCGAGUUCAAGCUGAGUGUGGAAAAACAGUACAAGGCGGGUAUCGAGAAGAUGGUCCGGUUGUACCAGGAUGAGGGCGACCGAAAGAGCCGCGCCGAUGCCGAAGGCCGUCGCGUGGAAAGUAACCAGAAGAUCCAGUUGCUGAAGCAGGCCUUGAAGCGAUAUGAGGAUCUUCACGUUGACAUCGAUUCUUCUGAUGCGGCGGAUGAUGAGUCGCUCAGCAGCCCCAACAUGCGCAAGCCCUUGACCGGUCUUCUUACGAUGCGAAUUCAUGCUGUUAAAGAUGUCGACCAUGCCACCAGCUCCCGAUUCUCCCGGGGCCCCGAAACAUUCGUCAUUGUCAAGGUGGAAGAUGCAAUCAAAGCCAGGACAAAGGCUACUCGAAACGAUAAAUGGCUUGAUGAAUCGUUCUCUAUUGACAUUGAUAAGGCGAACGAGAUUGAGCUGACUGUCUACGACAAGUCCGGGGACCGCCCCACACCCAUUGGUAUGCUGUGGGUGCGCAUUUCCGAUAUUGCCGAGGAAAUGCGUCGCAAGAAGAUUGAAACUGAGCUGAACGCCUCUGGAUGGGUUUCUGCUGACAAGAUGGAUGGGUCGGGCACUCCCCGAUCCGACCACCACCCAGGAUCUCCGGGCUCCUCGCAUGGGGGACCCGGCGGUGCCGGCUUCGGUGCCAUGGCGGCUCCUGGUGGACAUCCACAUGGCGACAACCCGAAUGCGCCUCCCACAGUAAUGAUUGAUUCAUGGUUUGCUUUGGAGCCAUUCGGCCGUAUCCAACUCCAGAUGAGCUUCGCCAAGCAACUGAAGGAUCGCCGUCCCUUCGAUAUUGGUCUCAACCGACAGGGUGCCGUGCGCCAGAAGAAGGAAGAGGUCCACGAAAAGCAGGGUCACAAGUUCGUCACCCAGCAGUUCUACAACAUCAUGCGCUGUGCGCUGUGUGGAGAUUUCCUCAAGUACGCCGCGGGUAUGCAAUGUGCGGACUGCAAAUACACUUGCCACCGUAAAUGCUACCCUAAGGUCGUCACCAAGUGUAUCAGCAAGGCCAACUAUGAGACCGAUCCCGACGAGGAGAAGAUCAACCACCGGAUUCCUCACCGUUUCGAGGGCUUCUCCAACCUUUCUGCCAACUGGUGUUGCCACUGCGGUUACUUGCUGCCGUUUGGACGGAAAAAUGCUAAACGGUGUACCGAAUGUGCGCUUACUUGCCACGCUCAAUGCACACAUCUUGUGCCUGACUUCUGCGGCAUGUCAAUGGAAGCCGCAAAUCAGAUCAUCGACGCCCAGAUUCGCGCAAAGCAUCACAACAAAUCUACAUCUGUCAGUUCUGGUCUCAGCGGUCGUACCCUUCGACCAGGCGGUCCGCCGCAACCCCCUCAUGACAAUUCCGUCCUCUCCUACCCCCACAAACCCACCAACGGCCCCUACGGGGCGCUUCCUAGACUACCGUCAGCCGAAGCGGUAAGCGCUGCGACUAACUCUUAUAUGGCUUCACAGUCACCACUAGCUGCUACCCAGGCUGCCCGUCAACCAUUACCACCGAAAUCGCCCUCCUCCGCUGUUUUCACUGCAAAGACUGCGGCAACGGCUGCCGGAAGCGCCCCGCCCACCAGUGGAGCCUCAGCAAGCGCCUCCUCCUUCACACGCCCAUUAUGAUCCGAAGGCCUAUGUUAAUUACCAGCCAUCAUACCAGGCUCCGCAGGUGCAGAAGCCCAGUGGACCCUCGUACCCGGUGGCCCCGCCCCCGCAAACCGUGCAGGCCAUGCCACCCCAGAUGCCCCCGCCACAAAAGGAGCCGGAGCCCCCCGUUCCUCAGCCCAAGGCUCGUAUUGGAUUGGAUCACUUCAACUUCCUUGCUGUGCUUGGUAAGGGUAACUUCGGAAAGGUUAUGCUGGCGGAAACCAAGAGCACCCGGAAGCUGUAUGCCAUCAAGGUGCUGAAGAAGGAGUUCAUCAUUGAGAACGAUGAGGUGGAGAGCACGAAGUCUGAGAAGCGUGUCUUCCUGAUUGCCAACAAGGAGCGACACCCCUUCCUGCUUAACUUGCACGCUUGUUUCCAAACCGAGACUCGAGUGUACUUUGUGAUGGAGUAUAUCAGUGGUGGUGAUCUGAUGCUGCACAUUCAGCGUGGGCAAUUCGGAUUGAAGAGGGCACAGUUCUAUGCUGCGGAAGUUUGCUUGGCUCUCAAGUACUUCCACGAGAAUGGCGUCAUCUACCGUGAUUUGAAGCUCGACAACAUUCUGUUGACUCUUGAUGGCCACAUCAAGAUUGCUGAUUAUGGUCUUUGCAAGGAGAACAUGUGGUACGGCUGCACCACUAGCACCUUCUGUGGUACUCCCGAGUUCAUGGCACCCGAGAUUCUGCUGGACAAGAAGUAUGGUCGCGCUGUGGAUUGGUGGGCAUUCGGUGUCCUCAUCUACCAGAUGCUCUUGCAACAGUCUCCCUUCCGUGGUGAAGACGAGGAUGAAAUCUACGAUGCCAUUCUUGCAGAUGAGCCCCUCUACCCUAUCCACAUGCCUCGUGACUCUGUCUCAAUUCUGCAGAAGCUUUUGACCCGUGAGCCCGAGCUGCGUCUGGGCUCUGGCCCUACCGAUGCUCAAGAGGUCAUGUCGCACGCGUUCUUCCGCAACGUUAACUGGGAUGACAUCUACCACAAGCGGGUUCCUCCUCCCUUCAUCCCCACUAUCAGCAGCCCCACAGAUACCAGCAACUUCGACCAAGAGUUCACUAGCGUGACUCCUGUUCUGACGCCUGUGCAGUCUGUGCUGUCGCAGGCCAUGCAAGAAGAGUUCCGUGGCUUCUCAUACACCGCCGACUUUGCUUGAUUGUAUGUGGUAUCGAAAAGCUACCAUGUUAACUCUUGCUUGAGUACCUGUUCACCUAUCCCUCUCGGCGAUGACUCGGUUUAACGGGGCCUGACAGCGUCGCUUCCGAAUUCAUACUGCUGUUUGCGAGGUUCUCCGCUUCCAAUUCCGCUCUCAAUACUUCUAUUUCUCUUCAAAUUGCUCUACAUACCCAUUGCAGUUGUGUUUGGUUGAGUGAUCGGCGUAGACGCCGACUCCAACCGUCCCUCUUAAGCAUGCUUCGUUUGCUGAAUGACAUGAGUAAUGGGGCAAUGCUGUUCCUUGUGGAUUUCGUGUUCGUCUUAUUAUCUGAUUAUUUAAAUUGUUUGUUCUUUCUUGCUUUAUCUUUCCACCUCUCCGGCGAGUCCUUUCCCACUUUUUCUGUUUCCGACGCCGGAUCCACGACUGUUCUACGCAAUGCUGGGCUCGUCGCUGCUUAGAACCUUGAGGUGGUGACUAGGAUAGAUCUCGAGCAGCUGUCAGCCAUGAGAAUGGAUUCAUUGAUUGGUUGUUUUUGAAGGGUCAUGAAUGAAUGGGGACGCGGUGCGUUUUCAACCAAAAAGUUGAGAUGAUGAUUAUGAUGAUGUGGAUUCAUGAGUGGAUUUGAGGAUUGGCUUAUUUCCGUUUUUACGAUUUCUCUUCGUUUCUUCUUCUUGUUCCUCUCCUGUUUUCUUUUCGUCGAAGGGGUGUCAGCGCAUGUGUCGCAGGGUCUGGCGCUGCACAUCUUUUCUAUGCUUCUGCUGUCAUGUUGUUAGAUGAGUAUCUGAUUCCCAUGGCUCUAUGGACAAGAGAUGCAAAUACGAACUAAUACAUCCUGC
Penicillium subrubescens is the source of this 4223-nucleotide messenger RNA. RefSeq names its product protein kinase c (gene pkcA). Lineage: Eukaryota; Fungi; Ascomycota; Eurotiomycetes; Eurotiales; Aspergillaceae. Gene Ontology annotation, biological process: protein phosphorylation; signal transduction; fungal-type cell wall biogenesis. The coding region runs from base 96 to 2219 and encodes 707 amino acids. The record is from RefSeq and is a predicted model, not a curated record. The transcript has 8 exons. Gene Ontology annotation, molecular function: ATP binding; diacylglycerol-dependent serine/threonine kinase activity.